Molecule: messenger RNA, 1480 nt
Organism: Colias croceus (clouded yellow)
Lineage: Eukaryota; Metazoa; Arthropoda; Insecta; Lepidoptera; Pieridae
Product: major facilitator superfamily domain-containing protein 9-like
Exons: 5
Coding region: 205-1431 (408 amino acids)
Biological process (GO): transmembrane transport
Molecular function (GO): transmembrane transporter activity
Source: RefSeq, a predicted model, not a curated record
AGGUGUUUCAACUUUCAAUGUCAGACAGGAAGGCCUUGAAGUUUGAAGUCUGUUUUCUGAAGACUAAUCGUAAAGUUUUUAAACUAGUUUUCGAAGUAACAACUUUCAAUUAAGUCUUCAGUUAGCGACCACCAUUAUAAAUAUAAACUGGAAAGAAAAUAUUAUACUUGUUACUCAAUGGUUUAAUUGGAUAAAACAAAUAAAAUGACUUAUACCAUUUCCAUUAUAAAAUUGGUUGCAUUUCUGGAUUUGUUAGCGGUUGGCCUUAUAGUUCCAUUAAUACCUAAUCAUGUUCGGCAAAUGGGAGGGAAUCAAUUAUAUAUUGGCCUACUUGGUUCGAUGUAUUCAGGAUUUCAAUUGGGAUCGGGACCACUUAUAGGCAGUUUAAGUGACUUGAAGGGAUGUCGAAAUAUAUUAAUUUACACUUUAUUUAUAUGUUCCACAGCCUAUGUGGCUUUGGGAUUAACAACUUCUGUUAUAGUCAUAAUCAUCUUAAGAGCAAUAUUAGGGCUAUUCAAGCAAACACAAUUAUUAACAAAGGCCCUGGUUCCCGAAUAUGAAAAGGAUGAAAAAAAACAAUCUGUUAUAUUUGGAAAGAUGGCCGCUAUUUCUGGAAUGGGGAUGACUCUGGGCCCUGUUAUUGGAGGACAUAUAGCUGAAGAUUUUCCAGAAAAUGGAUUUUUCUAUAUAUCUUUAAUUGUUGCAACUGUGUUUAUAGUGAAUGCAGGUUGUGUUAAUAUGCUGCCCAAGACCAGCAUCAAGAUAAAUAAGAAUGCUGUAAAGAAAAACCCAGAACAUAAUUUUUUACAACUAAUCUAUUCUAAUAGUAAACAAUCCGUUGAAGAGUUAGCUAAAGUUCAAUGGUCACAAUAUUGGGAUGUGUUUAUGUUUAAGGCACUUUUGGGCUUUUCAAUGGGUGUCUAUUAUUCAAAUUAUGCAUUAUAUUUAAAAUCACAGUAUGACCUUACACCAAAACAUGUGGGUUAUGUAAUAUCCCUGCAAGGUAUUAUUGGUGCAGUUUCUAGCUUUUCCAUGGGGUAUAUAAAUAGUUUUUAUCCCACUGACAAGGACUUUAGUGCAAGAAAUUACCAUGUAUUUUUACUUCUUUCAAUUUCAAUUUUAGGACUAUGUUUGUCAUAUAACAUAUUUAUUUACACUAUAUGGUUAGUUCCAAUGUCUAUUGGAAAUGCUGUGGGUAGGUUAGUUACGUUGGAAAUGAUAUUGAGGAAGAAGGAUCAGGAACAUAAAGGUACUUUGAUAGGUGCAUCCAAUAGUAUUGCAUCUUUAUCAGGUGUGCUCUCACCAAUGGUUUCUGGUUUGAUCGGACACUAUAUGGGUGUCAAAUAUGUUAUAUAUGCAUCAUUAGCAUCCAAUGUAUUAGCACUUGUUUUAAGUUAUCGUUAUAAAACAAGACACGAAAAAGUGGAAUAACACUACUUACAAGUCACAAAGUACAAAUUAAAUGUUACAAACAUUCCAA